AUGCUGCGCCACGGCCUCAUUGCGAUUCAUGAGUGGCAUACUUUGAGUGAGAACCAGGUCCAUGCCAUGGUGGAGUGGCAGGGAGCCUUGCCAGAAAAGCAAGCAAUCCGGCUUCAUCUGUCCUUGAACUAUUUCAUUGGCUCCUUCGUGCCUUUCUACCUGCAAGAAGGACCAGGGACCUACCGAAACAAGUUCUCGGUUUUUGAGAGCAAGAAUCAAGGCAUUGCAGCGCUGGUCGAGCAUGCGGGGAACCUGCCAAAUGGGUCACGAGUGCUCACUUUGAUCCAGGACAAAGAGAAAGUCAUCAUUCAGGCCAUGAGCGGACAGCACGUGGGUGAUGUGAAAUACAAACGUGAUGAACAGGUGAUGGAUUUGCUGUCGAGAUGCUUGUUCCAGCAUGACCAACAUUGCCCUUUUGCAUACCAGCUGCGGUUUGUGGUCAAGGACGUGUCCAUCACAGAAGCCAUGUGGAAGAGUCCAGCGUUCCAGCUUUUCUCCGGCAACCCCAAUGAUGCUGCGCCGAAGGCCCGUGCUCAGCCCGCGCGAAAGAAGGUUCAAAAGCCUGCGCCAAAGCGUGGCGCUGUCAAGAAGAAACCAAAUAGAAAGUGA
Messenger RNA from Durusdinium trenchii, 609 nucleotides. The record is from the annotation of a GenBank genome assembly. NCBI's taxonomy places the organism in Eukaryota, Dinophyceae, Suessiales, Symbiodiniaceae.